CCCCGCCCCGCUCGCCUGUCUUUCGGUCAGCCGUGACCCCGCCUUUCCUGUCACUCAGCCGACCUUGCCCCGCCUCUUCUGAUAGCGUGGCCUCGCCCCAUCGCCAGGCCGGAAGGACCUCUCGCUUAGUGGGUCUGGCUCCUGCAGCUUCCCGGGUCUGUGGCACUUGGCCUGGUUGCUAUGGCGGCGGUUGCUGUGGCGACCAGGUGGUGGCUGCUUCUGGUGCUAAGCGCCGCGGAGCUGCGGGUCAAGGGCGCCCCUCAGCCCCCCAACAUCCUGCUCUUGCUCAUGGACGACAUGGGGUGGGGCGACCUGGGGGUGUAUGGAGAACCUUCCAGAGAGACCCCGAAUUUGGACCGGAUGGCUGCGGAGGGAAUGCUCUUCCCGAACUUCUACACAGCCAACCCCCUGUGCUCCCCGUCCAGGGCAGCUCUGCUCACCGGACGUCUGCCCAUCCGCAGCGGCUUCUAUACCACCAACGGGCACGCCAGGAACGCCUACACUCCGCAGGAGAUAGUGGGGGGCAUCCCGGACUCAGAGCUCCUGCUGCCAGCGCUGCUGAAGGGGGCCGGCUAUGUCAGCAAGAUCGUGGGCAAGUGGCACCUGGGCCACCGGCCUCAGUUCCACCCCCUGAGGCACGGAUUCGACGAGUGGUUUGGAUCCCCCAACUGUCACUUCGGACCUUACGACGACAAGGCGAGGCCCAACAUCCCUGUGUACCGGGAUCAGGAGAUGGUUGGCAGAUUUUAUGAAGAAUUUCCAAUUAACCUGAAGACCGGAGAAGCCAACCUCACCCAGAUCUAUCUGCAGGAGGCGCUGGAGUUCAUUCAGAGGCAGCAGGCAGCCCACCGCCCCUUCUUUCUCUACUGGGCUGUCGAUGCUACACAUGCACCCGUUUAUGCCUCCAAGCCUUUCCUGGGCACCAGCCAGCGAGGGCGGUAUGGGGAUGCCAUCCGUGAGUUGGACGACAGUGUUGGGAGAAUCCUGCAUCUCCUCCGGGACCUGGGCAUCGCAGAGAACACCUUUGUUUUCUUCACAUCUGACAAUGGUGCUGCCCUCAUUUCUGCACCCAGACAAGGUGGCAGCAACGGGCCCUUCCUGUGUGGGAAGCAGACCACGUUUGAAGGUGGGAUGCGGGAGCCUGCAAUCGCCUGGUGGCCUGGACACAUCCCUGCCGGCCAGGUGAGCCACCAGCUGGGCAGCAUCAUGGACCUCUUCACCACCAGCCUGUCCCUCGCAGGCCUAGAGCCGCCCAGGGACAGGGCCAUCGACGGCCUGGACCUCCUCCCCGCCAUGCUACAGGGCCACCUGACAGAUAGACCGAUAUUCUAUUACCGCGGCAACACACUGAUGGCGGUGACGCUUGGCCACUACAAGGCCCACUUCUGGACCUGGACUAAUUCCUGGGAGGAGUUCAAACAGGGCAUUGAUUUCUGUCCCGGGCAGAACGUCUCAGGGGUCACCACCCACUCACAAGAGGAGCACACAAAGCUGCCCCUCAUCUUCCACCUGGGCCGAGACCCCGGAGAGAGGUUCCCCCUCAGCAUUGCCAGCAUCGAGUACCUGGAUGCCCUUCGCAGGAUCACCCCGGUCGUCCAGCAGCACCAGGAGGCCUUGGUCCCUGGACAGCCCCAGCUCAAUGUGUGCAACCGGGCAGUCAUGAACUGGGCGCCCCCAGGCUGUGAAAAGUUAGGGAAGUGCCUGACACCCCCGGAGUCUGUCCCGGAGAAGUGCUCCUGGCCCCACUAGAGACAGCCUGGGUUCAGGCCAGGCCCAAGCCCCGGGCUAGGAAGCCUCUGGUCUCAGGGCCCUCGGCUGGAAGAGCACCAACUCCCUCUGCCCUGCCUGCCUGCCAGACGGACGUCGCCUGUAGCCGGCAGCAGGACCUGCCCGAGCCCAGCCCUGGAGUCUCUCGCCAGCCAGCCUGGCCCGCCUGACUGCUGCCUGGGGCCCACAGCAGCCCCUGAACUGGAGGCUACCCGCCUCAUGUUCCCACCCUGCUCCAGCUACCUUGUGGCCGCCUCGUCCAGGGCCUGAGUUCUGUCCCUGGACCCGGAGGCCACGAUGCAGCCCCUCGAGGACUGCGGUCCUGGUGUUGAGGCCGCCUGCCCAUCCUGUGUUGCCCCUUGGCUCCUGACAGGGCCUUCCCAGUGCCUCCCCCGCGUUCCCCAUCCCCAUGGUGCAGAGAUGUGGUGUGAACACGAUGGGAGCGGCCAAGGGCCUUUCUAACCCAGAGCCUCCCUAGUCCAGUGGGGACUGCUGAUGCCAGCACCUCCCUUAGACAUCUUAGACACUCUGGGGCUUGUCUGUGCCUCAGAGGUUCCCCGCCCUCCCUUCGUGGAGUCCAGGGUGGCAAAGCUUGAAGAUGAGCCUGAGCCAGCCUGUGCAUAGCUUCCCGCCCUAAGGGCCUGUGGGCUGCUCCCAAUGGGUGGUUUCCGGUCUGCAGACUACCCUGCCAACUCUACUGUUAAGACUUGGGGAAUGGUGAAGAAAACGGGUUUAGAAUAAAGUAACAGGCAUUUAGCUUUUU
Molecule: messenger RNA, 2530 nt
Organism: Odocoileus virginianus texanus
Lineage: Eukaryota; Metazoa; Chordata; Mammalia; Artiodactyla; Cervidae
Gene: GALNS
Product: galactosamine (N-acetyl)-6-sulfatase
Molecular function (GO): arylsulfatase activity; N-acetylgalactosamine-6-sulfatase activity
Source: RefSeq, a predicted model, not a curated record